GCUGCAAAACUACCUCCUUUGCCAUCUAUUCGGGAUGUCCUUCGGAUGUUUAAUCUUCGAGCGAAGAAGCAACUAUCUCAGAAUUUUCUACUUCAGCCUUCUUCAAUAAAUGGGAUGGUAAGAUGCGCCGGCAGCCUGCGUAAUGCUUGCGUAUUAGAGGUUGGACCUGGUCCCGGAUCGUUAACGCGAACAAUUAUUAAAAAGAAGCCAAGUCGUUUAGCAGUUGUGGAAAUAGAUAGGCGAUUUAUCCCAUGCCUAGAAGAGCUUAGGAUUGCUUCCUUUGACCUCGGAGUCCAUAUGGAUAUCCAUAGACAGUAUUCCCUCUAUUAG
Molecule: messenger RNA, 330 nt
Organism: Protopolystoma xenopodis
Lineage: Eukaryota; Metazoa; Platyhelminthes; Monogenea; Polystomatidea; Polystomatidae
Source: the annotation of a GenBank genome assembly